AUGCAGUACUCCGGGUUUUUGACAAAUCGACCCAUGCUGCUGUCUGUGCUGCUGGCUGGAUUGGCUGUUGCAAAACCAGUGACAGUCCAAAUGGACACAAACUGGCACGCCGUUCCUUAUUACGCGCAUGUACUGGAGACAAUUUCGGUCCAUAACUCGUCGGCGUAUUUCCCGCUGCUUUCGGUUUACUUGUCUGCCGAGGAAUCCGACGGGCGUUUUUCUAGCGAAGAAGAGGCUUCGACAUUUCUGUUGGACACAGCUGUCUCGCGCGAUUUCAUCUCCGCGUCUCAGCUGCCUAUUGUCAAGGCACAGCUCGCAAACAGCCACCGGGCUGCCUACGUCGAGGCCAUGUGCCAGCAUUUCAUCAACGAUAUUGUGCCCACGUAUGGUGCUGAAAUUGCCGAGUGCGACAACGUUUUUGUUUACAACGGCAAGGCAACUUGCGAAGCCACCGAUGUUUUUGCUCUCGAGACUACGUCGAGCACUGCAGCCCCUAUGGAUCUCAUCGAUACUGACCACGUCAUUGGUGGUGCUUCCGCAGAUGUUCCUUGGGCAAUUUUGUAUGCCGAUUUCAACUCUGAGGAGUUCCCCGUGUUUCAUGCAAACCUAUUAGCCUCUGCUCUCCAGCAGAAAGUUUCUUAUGUUCUCCGUUACAAGCCCUCCAAGGGUUACAACCCCGUGAGCCAAAUUGGUGGCUAUGCGGCCACCGUGCAGCUGAAAAGAACCGACUAUAUUGUUGUAAAUGACCGCAAUGCCGAGGGUGAAGAUUCUCCUGAACUCAAGAUUGACUAUGAAGCCAACGUUGUGGAGUCUAAUGCGAUCCCUCAACUCGAUCAACGGGCUGCUGGUUAUAUUCUAGAUGCUGAGGACCAACUCGAGGCAUUGGUUGAUACCUCGUUGAACUUCCCUGGUCGGAUCGCCGAUAUCAAGGAGCAUCCAAUCAAUGAGGAUUUGACUCAGGAUAUCGAAGCAAAUGACGCUGCGGGCUUUUUCACCCCUGGUACCAAUGUCAUCUUGGCUAAUGGUCGCCCUGUUUUCACCACCGAGCGUAACGUUUACAAGCUUCUUGAUGUGAUUAACGAGGAGCAGCAUUAUAUCAAUGGCCUUGAGGUGCUGGGUUUCAGCACCGAGCAGGCAAAGGGGUUGCUAGCCAGUGGCAUUGUCGUUGCCGAUGGCAAUACAACUGUAGAUGCAACUAUGCGCUACAACCUGAUGAGCGAUGCUAUCCUGUGGCUUAAUGAUGUUGAAAACGAUGUUCGUUUCAAGAAGUGGAAGCGGAGUCCUCGUACUCUUUUGAUGAAUACGCCCAUGGGCCAGUUCCCACCUAUUCGUCGCAACAUUAAUUCCAUUGUUUUGGCUGUAGACUUCUCCAAUCCAUCUUGGCUACAGAUGAUUGGACAGCUUCUCCAAAUUUUGGCUCGCGGUGCUCCUGUGCAGGUUGGCGUUGUCCCUAUCACCACCGCGCCUGCUGCCAAACAGUUUGUUAAACUUGCCGGAGAAACUGGGUCUUUAAUUGCUCGUCAGAUUUACAUUGCUGGGCUUCUCAAAGGCCUGACUCCGAAUGAAGCCUUUAGUGAGGCGCUGGAAACUCCCUUCCCCGACUCUGAAGCUAGUCUGAUUGACCCCAAUGAUGUCUGGACUUCUGUAGCUGAAUGGGCAAACAAGUUUGAGAUCUAUCAGCCAGCUGUUUUCUCCAACGGUGUCUUGGUCCCGCUUUCUCAAUCCUGGCUUAUCGAUGCGACUAACCAGUUCGGUAUUGACCUCGAUCUUGCCCGCAGCUGGGUUGAGGAUGGUGAGCUCGAAGAAGAUGAUUUAACCACAAGCCUACGUGACAAGCUGUUUGGACUUGGUAUCAGUCGCCGCUCAGAAAUUGUCGACCCCAUCAACCCUGCUGCAGUAGUAUACGUCGAUCCUUCUGGUGUCCUUGCAGAUGCUCCUGGGGCUGCAGUUCAAUGGGCUGUCGGCAAUACGAGUCAAACUAUUUGGUUGGUUGCAGAAUUCAACACUCAAGAAGCUUAUACACAACUCGCAGAGCUCUUGGAGGUUGCCGGUACCACCAAACGCUUCUCGGUUGGCGUCCUUCCCAUUACCUCUACUGAAGUCGAUGAUCGCUACGGUCGUGCUUAUGCGGCCCUUCAAAAGCUAGGUAACUUGCCAGCGCUUGCUGCAAUCAAUUCCGUUGAGGCUCUGCGUGCUUGGCACCAUGCCGAUGGCCCAGCCCCCAAGAUUGUCGAAGAGGAAGGUAGUGGUGCUCUCGUUACGUUUGCUUCCCAAGCGGCUCAGACGCACUUGUUCAAGGAAGUCAUCCCCCGCCGCUUGAACCUAGUUGUUGAUGGUCGUUUGGUCGUCUUAACUAAAAAGAUUGACGGCGAGAUCAUUGAGCAGCUCGUGGAGCGUGAGCGCCCCAGAGCCCUGCGCCUCUCUAAAGCUGCCGCAGACCUGGGUAUUGAGAAUGCAUCUGCUUUUACUGCCCGUCUGACAAAAGCCUGGUACGGUUCAGAGACUAGCCGGCUCAUUACUGAACAAUGGUUUGGCCUGGAGCGGGGUAUCAAGAAAAAUGUUGAAAACGCCAAGGUUGAUAUCAUGGCUAUUGUUGAUCCUGCCAGUGAGAUUGGCCAAGAACUCGUGGCUUUGCUGAAGUUAGUGUCUGAUUUGAAUGUUGCCUGUAUCAACGUUUUGCUUUCUCCUCGACUCCUCAAAGAUGCAGAUGUACCCAGCCGAUUCUACAAGCCCGUGUUCCCGUUAGCACCCAACUUCGAUUCACAUGGACAUCUUGUUACGCCCGCUGCUGAGUUCGAAGGGCUUGGGGAUGACACUCUUUACAUUGCCGGCGUCGAUACGCCUUCUGCUUGGGUUUCUAUGGCCAAAGAGUGUGAGUAUGAUUUGGACAAUAUUUUGCUGAACUCGGUUUCAGGAGACCGCUUGGAAGCAAUUUACGAGCUGAAGCAUCUGCUUCUUGAGGGCCAUGCUUCUGAUAUCACCAAUCGUCAGUCUCCUAGAGGCGUUCAACUGGUUAUCGGCAACACGGCCACUCCUCACUUGUCCGACACUAUGGUUAUGGCCAACCUUGGUUACUUCCAGCUUCAAACUGAUCCGGGAUUCUUCACGGUCUCAUUGGCUGACGGUCCUUCUAGUGAUAUUUACCAGUUUAAUGGAGAGGGUAUGUCUAGCAAUAGCAUCGCCCUGUGGAUCACUGAAAUGGAUGGCACCACGAUUAUGCCCCAUCUUGUUCGCCGUCCCGGUAAAGAGACAGCAGAUGUUCUUGAGCCCCCCAAGAAGAAGAAGAGCUGGUUUGGUGGCAAGCCAAAAACCGAGGGUGCUGAUAUCAACAUUUUCACUGUUGCCAGCGGCCAUCUCUAUGAGAGAUUCCUGAGCAUUAUGACACUCUCUGUAAUGCGUCACACCAAGCACACUGUAAAGUUCUGGCUGAUUGAAAACUUUUUGUCUCCCUCGUUCAAGAAGUUCUUGCCUACUCUUGCUGAAGAGUACGGGUUUGAGUAUGAGUUUGUGACCUACAAAUGGCCCAACUGGUUGCGGGGCCAAAGCGAAAAGCAGAGAGAAAUUUGGGGCUACAAGAUCUUGUUCCUGGAUGUGCUCUUCCCCCAAAACCUUUCCAAGGUAAUCUUUGUCGACAGUGAUCAGAUUGUACGCACAGACAUGAUCGAGCUCGUGAAUGAGGACCUCGAAGGGGCUCCUUAUGGCUACACCCCAAUGGGAGAUGACCGCGAGGAGAUGGAGGGUUUCCGCUUCUGGAAGCAAGGAUACUGGAAAGACCAUUUGCAAGGUGCACCCUACCACAUCUCUGCCCUUUAUGUGGUGGAUCUUGAUAGAUUCCGCGAACUGGGAGCUGGUGAUAUUUUGCGCCAGCAUUACCAGCAGCUUUCCGCUGAUCCCCGGUCACUCUCCAACCUUGAUCAGGACUUGCCCAACAAUCUGCAGGGGCUCGUCAAGAUCCACUCUUUGGAUAAGAGCUGGCUAUGGUGUGAGACGUGGUGCAGUGACGAGAGCCUGGCGAAUGCCAAGACAAUCGACCUGUGCAACAACCCUCUUACCAAGGAACCCAAGCUUGACCGUGCUCGGCGCCAGAUUCCUGAAUGGAUCGAAUACGACGACGCGGUCAGCGCGUUGCGCAAAAAGGCCGCUCAGGCGGCGAAAUCCCGUGUCCAGGCCGCGAAAGAGGCCGUGGAAGCUGCAAUGGGCGUUGCUAUUGGCCAUGAAAACGAUGACCAUGACGAGCUUUAA
Messenger RNA from Wickerhamiella sorbophila, 4242 nucleotides. Its product is annotated as UDP-glucose:glycoprotein glucosyltransferase. Lineage: Eukaryota; Fungi; Ascomycota; Dipodascomycetes; Dipodascales; Trichomonascaceae. Gene Ontology annotation, cellular component: endoplasmic reticulum. The coding region runs from base 1 to 4242 and encodes 1413 amino acids. The record is from RefSeq and is a predicted model, not a curated record. Gene Ontology annotation, molecular function: UDP-glucose:glycoprotein glucosyltransferase activity. The transcript has a single exon.